AUGAAUGCUUUAUAUUCAGGUGCAAUGAUGCAAUAUAUGCCCACAGAAAUAUUAGAAAAGGUAGGUCCAAAGAAAGUUCCGGAUAUUCGAAGUAUUGCACCUGAUGCAGAAAUAGGUUAUACACUUGAAGUUGAUCUAGAAGUUCCAGUGCAUUUGCACAAUUUCUUUGCAGACUAUCCGUUAGCGCCUGAAAAGCAGAUAGUUCCAGAAGAUUGGCUUAGCUUGUAUAAUGAAAGAUUAGUCUAUGAUAAAGAAGUCGGGGGUGGAAAAUACAUGUCCGGAGAGAAGUUAGUUCAGACCCUUUUUACUAAGAAGAAUUAUGUAGUUCACUAUCGAGCUCUCCAGACAUAUAUAAAGUUCAGAAUGAAGGUUACAAAGAUUCAUAGCGCUCUCAAGUUCAGGCAGUCUCCAUGGAUGAAAGACUAUAUUGAGGAAAACAUUCGCAAGCGUAAAAUUGCUAAAGCUAAUAGGGAUGAAUUUGGGGUUAUGUAUUAUAAGCUAAAAAACAAUGUGGUCUUUGGCAAACAAAUAGAAAAUGUUCAUAAACAUAUGAGAGUAGAAUUACUCCGAACAGAAGAGGAUAAAAAAAUUAGGCGCCUAGCAAGUUCACCAUUAUAUGUAGGCUUUAAAGCAUUUGAAGGGGGGGAUCCAAUAGGUGAAUUAGUAUGCUUAAAGCCAAAAAUGUAUUCAGUUCUUCCAGCAGGUCAUGAUUCUAAAACUCCUGAUGACCCAGAUUCUGAAGACCCUAAAAAGAAGCAUGGCAUUCAGAAGGCAAAGGGUAUUAAGAAAUGCGUGGUCAAAAGGGAGCUUCGAUAUGACAAAUUUCUAGAAUGUCUUAGGAACAAGAAAUUAACCCGACAUGAUAUGUAUGGUCUCUGCAGUUACGAUCAUCAAAUUUACCUCGAGAGGGUAAAUAAAAUUGGGUUAAAUUCAUAUGAUAAUAAACGCUGGAUAUUGCUUGAUGGAAUCCGAACCCUCCCAUAUGGACAUUGGCAAAUUGGAAUAUAUAAACGCCUAGUAGCAUCUGAAAUAGUUCCCGAGAAAGAGCUAUGA
Molecule: messenger RNA, 1053 nt
Organism: Dentiscutata erythropus
Lineage: Eukaryota; Fungi; Glomeromycota; Glomeromycetes; Diversisporales; Gigasporaceae
Source: the annotation of a GenBank genome assembly